AUGGGAAAGGUGCAACCAGCAAUCAUCGUAUUCUCAGCAAGCAUUCGGUUUUUAGCCGAGGACAUGUUCACUGAUUUAAAAAGAAGAUUUCAGGAUAUAAGAUCGGGAGAUAUUAAAUGGGUAAUCACCGUCCCUGCCAUCUGGACAGACCAAGCAAAAUAUUUGAUGAGAGAAUCUGCCUUACAGGCAGGAUUAUUAUCGGAGAGCAUAAUUAUAGCACUUGAGCCAGAAGCUGCAUCAGUUUGUUGUCGACAACUUGAUGUGUGUACUGUUGAUAGAGACACGGGUGUUACAUUAUCCUCCCUUAAUGUUGGUAGUAGAUACCUCGUGCUGGAUGCUGGGGGUGGAACAAUAGAUUUAACAGUACAUGAAAUCACAUCUCCACAAUGUAUUAAACAAGUAGUGGCCUCAAGUGGCAAUAUAUACGGUGGUAAUGCAGUCAAUGAUGAGUUCGAAAAGUUAUUGAAAACAGUUUUAUCUGAUGAAAAGUACAAACGAUUUAAACGGACAGAAACUGAAGAUUGGAUGUACUUAAUGGGUGACUUUGAAACCAAAAAGAAAUCUUACAACCCUCAAAAACGUGAUCAUGUAAAUAUGAGGAUUCCGCAAAGUUAA
This is a messenger RNA of Ruditapes philippinarum (Manila clam), 615 nucleotides long. Its product is annotated as heat shock 70 kDa protein 12A-like. The record is from RefSeq and is a predicted model, not a curated record. The coding region runs from base 1 to 615 and encodes 204 amino acids. Lineage: Eukaryota; Metazoa; Mollusca; Bivalvia; Venerida; Veneridae. The transcript is spliced from 3 exons.